Molecule: messenger RNA, 6187 nt
Organism: Poecilia latipinna (sailfin molly)
Lineage: Eukaryota; Metazoa; Chordata; Actinopteri; Cyprinodontiformes; Poeciliidae
Gene: kndc1
Product: kinase non-catalytic C-lobe domain containing 1
Exons: 31
Coding region: 616-5982 (1788 amino acids)
Biological process (GO): small GTPase-mediated signal transduction; regulation of dendrite morphogenesis
Cellular component (GO): guanyl-nucleotide exchange factor complex; dendrite; neuronal cell body
Molecular function (GO): guanyl-nucleotide exchange factor activity
Source: RefSeq, a predicted model, not a curated record
GGGAACUAUGGUUAAGUAGAAAGUCCGUAGUGUUUUACAUGUAAAUGAUAUGAGCAGUGAAAAAAACAACAACAUAAAUGCGCAUAUUAAUCAAACAACACCCCAAGCAGAGCAUGAUCACAGGGAUAAGUGGAGAUAAUGUGGACUAAGUGAUAAAUAUGAGUCACUCAAACUGGAGGCUACUGUGAGCGGGGGCGAAGAGCCAACUGUGGCAUCCAGGCAGAAGCGUCCUCCACUCCGCCUCCUCUGGCUCCUGCACAGGCAGGGGAAGAUCCAUCCGAGGCUCAGGAUGAAACAGAACGGUUCGCCUCGAUUCUGAGGAGGUGCUGCAGCCGUGACAGCCUCAGAGUCCGGCUAGCGCCCCCACCACCGGCUGCAGCAGCAGCGCGCUGCAGGCGCACAGAGCGGACGCAUUGCUGCUCUUCACGUCUUUCUGGGGCUGCUCAUUUGGACGCCAGCGUCCCACAGAGACAGUCGACCGGCAGCGGGUGUCCGAGCUCCCUCUCAGAGGAUGGUGCUGUCCUGAGAGCUCAGACAUGCCAUCUGUCUCUGCUGGAAACGUCGCUGUCUGGGCUGCGAUUCGCUGCGCUCCCUGAGGGAAUCAAAGUUGGUGCAAUGGAGACUUCCGGGAGUGAUGCUGGCGUCACAUACUUGGAGAAAGCUGAUGAGAGAGAUGGAUAUUAUGAUCUGGAGCAUCUCCCUCCACUGCUGGAAGAUGAGGAAAAUGUCUCCCUGGCCGACAUCCUCUCUUUGCGGGACAGCUGCCUGAGUGAGGAGGAGGUCUGGGCCGUGUGUGCAGAGUGUGUUCUGGCCCUGCAGAGCAUCAGACCCUCCCACCUCUUCUACACCUUAUGUAUAACACCAGACACUCUGGCCUUCAACGCUCAUGGGAACGUUUGCUUCAUGGAGCAGCUAAGCGAUGAUCCAGAUUGCUCCUUUGUCCCUCCGGAGUUUGACAACACGGGCAGCACAUUCGAGGGCCACAUUUUCUCUCUGGGCUCCACACUUUCUGCUGCACUGAAAUUUGUCAUAGAGCCAGAGCUGGAGGCUGAGCUGGGAGAAGAAGUUCAGAGUCUGCUGCAGCAGAUGCAGGAGGAGAAGCCUGAGGACAGACCUGAGCUGGAGGAUAUUCUGCUGCUGGCUGAAGAGCAGCUGUCUCAAACAUCUUCUGCUACAGUGUGCCGGAAGUUAUCUUCAAUUGGACGAAGAGUGCUCUCCAUUGAAUCAGUUUCAAAUAUUCAAGAUGAACAGGAGGAAUCUUUGGAGGAAAGAUGGCAUCAUUCCAAAGCCAAAUGUCUUUUGAAAAGACUAAACUCAGAGGACAAGACCAAAGACCUUUCUGACACCUCUGGGUCAAACAGCGUGUCCCGCCAGCAGGUAGUGUGUGGGGCCUGGGAUUCCUCUCUAUGGGCCGAGGAUAUGGACAGCGGUGAGGCAGACGGCAUGAGUCUGACAGAUGAGAUGGAUUGUCGGUCUUACAACAGCUCCCCAGUGAAGAGGAGAUCCCAGCAGAAGUUCAGAGGAGCAAGGGGAGCUCUUAAUCGCUCCUGCUCGGUGCCGGACUCCAACAAUCCCCCGUGUGUCUCCACUCCACCUCACGGAGAUAUCAGCAUUCCUGUUUCUGACCUCACGGAAAUAGGAGCUGACGAACAUCUAGACUCAAAGUCUAUGUGGAGUAACAGACUGGAGAGACUAAACCGGGGCAAGUCCUGUGAGUCCUACCCUCACUGUAGAACUCAGGAUCAGGAAAAUGGAUUGCAAGGAACCGAUCGGGUAGACUCUUGCACAGAAGAAAUAAAUAUUCAAGACUGUGUCCAGCCCAUGUCACGGGGAUGUAUCCAGGACUUGGUCGCCUCCUGUGCCUCCUGUCGAGAACUGGAGAUGGCACAAAACUCUUUAGAGGACGAGAGCGCGACAAAACCCAGCAUUUCCCUUUCCUAUAACUACAUGACCAAAAGCAUGCUGUGCCUGAACGAAGAGUCUCAGGAUGAGUGGAUCUCUCUCAGGGAGCUGCUGACUCUUUGUGGACGGAGGCUUACGGUUAACGAGCUGUGGGCUUUGUGUUUCACCUGCCUGUCUUCACUGCAAACUUACACUGACUUUCCAGCCUAUUUAUGCCUGGACACAGUUUAUGUGAACUGCAAGGGAGAAGUGAUUUUUCUCAAACCUAAAACCGUCGAAUCUCAUGAUGGUUUUUUUCUUGCACCUGAGUAUCAGGAACACGGUAUUGUAACUGAGAAGGUCUGUGUGUACGGGGUUGCUGCGAUCCUCUGGGCGUCAGCCAAGUUCAGCUUAUCACCAAACCAGAAGCUGGCGAUGCCUCGUAAAAUGAAGAGACUCCUCCUGGAGAUGGCUAAGAGGACCCCCAUGGAGAGGCCAACCAUCGUCAUGGCAAAAAAGAGCUGCAUCUGUAAUCUUUCUCGUCAGGGGAUUAGCGCUGAGACUGUCUGGGGAAACCUCAUCAGCAGAGUUCACCCGCCAGCUUCAGAAGGCCACAAUACUGAUGAUUUGAGUGAAAGUAAUAAUCAGAGCUCAACUGAUGAGCCCCAACCAAACAGUGGCUUUGUGCCCAUGGCCACUGAGAGCCGACUGGCUCCUGUGCCUGGCCCUGUUCCCCACAGCUAUCCUGAACUCCAGCUCCCAGAAGCCUUCACUUCCACUGCCACACACUUCACUCCAAUCAUCCUGACCAGUGAAGGGGAAACAGAGGAGGAGGAGAACCAGCAUCUGGGAACUGUCACUCUAGGGACAGCAGACAGACUGAUGAAGAGCAGUGUUGAUGCUGCAGAAGGCUGCCUACAUGUCCCUCCUUCUGACGCCAGUCUACAUUCAGAAGAGCUGACUGAGUUUCACACAGUCAUGAGCACCUCUUCCAAAACGUCCAGCACAAUACCCGAGGACUCUCCUUCAGCUCUCUCUGAUGUUUCCCUCCUUGAAGUCUCCCUUCCCAGUCUCUCUUCCCCCUUAUCCACUAACCUCAACAGCUGUGGCAUUUUCAACAAUUACCUCUUUUGGCAGGAUCCUGUGACAGGACAUCUGUCCUUGGUGCCCGUCAAGGUCAGGGCUCCUGAGUCUCUAGACGGGUUGGACAUAAACCCGUCUUUGGUCCCUCAGUCUUUGCUAGGCCUGAUAACAGGUCAGGAGACCAACCUGUUUUUUGACUCUGUGAGUGUUACUCUGAGGCCUGGGACUCAGGAUAUAUUUUAUUUAAGUGGUAGCUCCACAACGUCAGACGGCUCUCUGGAUCGUGCUUCACAUCAAACGUACUGUGGGAAAACAGAAACCAAAACCCAGAGCUCUGCCUCCAGAGGUCAGCCUGCCCUGCAGGACGUGAUCGAACUGCUCAAAGGACACUUUUCAAUUAAGGGACAUUUAGACAAUGGCCGUCAAGACGUCAUGAUGGGGGAAUACCUUUUCUGCUUGAAGGGACUCCGGUACCAGCAGUUUGCCAGUGUAGUGAAGGAGAGAUUCUGUGACCUGCACUGGGACGAUGACUUACUGGGUGUGUUGCACUGCCUGGUGAACUACAGCUGUUCAACACUCGCCCCAUGCAGAGACCUUAAUGAGCAGACUCCAUCUACGGCUGUGAGGAGGGCAGCCGUCACUCCACCCUUCACCACGGCUGCCUGCAGAGGGAAGACACAAGUUUGCCUGCACAGCUGUCUCGAUCUGAAUGGAAACAUUCACGCUUCUCGUCCCGUUGCUGGCGGGAUAUGGGAGGGAAGUGAGGCGACAUCUUGCUGUGGGGAAGAUGAGACGGUGCUGGAGGGUGCUGAAAUAAGAUUGGAGAAAAAUCGGUUUUGGAUAGGUCAAGGUGUGAAGGCAAACAGUUCAGAGUCUGGGGUUAUGGAAGCAGGAGGUCAUUCAGCGGGUGGCAGCGAUGAAAGCCCCUCUGAAGCCGAGUUUGUGUCAGGGAGAGAGGAAGAUCUGAUGGGAGCCCACGAUGAGCAGAUGAGUCCUGACCACUCGGAGGACAUGGAGGACAGUGACUCUCUGGUGUCGGAGCGGCUCGUUUCGCCCACGUCCACGACAGGCUGCACAGGCCUCAGCUUCAGCCCGGCCUGGGCCCUGGCUCUCUUUGGAGAAGAUUGUUUUAGUCAGGAGGUGAUUGAGUAUGCAUUGAAUCUGGGAAAGCACACAGGAUCGCCGAGCCUGGAAGUGAAAGUGCAGGAAGUGCAGCAGCAGCUGAUAAUUGAGACGAGGAAUCUGAAGAAAACCAGAAAUUUCUAUCAAAAGCUGAAGAAUCAACAUGAGAGAAAAAACAAAGGUCCUGAAAGCAAACUGAUGCUCUCAAAACUCAAGUCACAGCUUGAAGAACUCAGAUCCAAGGUGGCCUUUUUGGAUUGUGUGAAGAAAUAUCUUGAGGUCCUCAGCGUUGAUCAAUGGGGUCUGGAAGUUUCUCUACUGCCCUCUCUGGCUGUCUGUGGAUGCCACUCCGUGAACCUCCAGUCCACUGAGGACCCCUCUGUCCUGAGCUUUGGUAGCAGUAAAGGGAAGAGGACUCUGCAGGCCGGCUCUCCUCUGGGACUCAUGGCUUACCUUUAUGCCAGAAAUGCUGCUGCAGAGGGCUACAUCCAACAGUUCCUGUACACAUAUCGUUUCUUUUGCUCUCCUGAAGAACUGCUGCAGUUCAUCAUGGAUAAGUUCAUCAGUGCUUCAAGGGAGGGGCCAGAGAUGUCAGGGGACAGUGAAAGGAUCUUCCAUCGCAGCCUGGACCUUCUGCAGAUCUGGGUGACAGACUGCAAAUCAGUGGACUUCACGCCAAAGUCGAGUCUUGUGGAGACUUUAGAAACAUUUCUAAAUACAGAGGUGAUUCCAGUUGACAGUCAAGGUGAGGCUGUUCUCUCCGUCCUCUACAACCAUCCAAACUCCGCCACGCUGAGUCAGGUUACAGGAAGUUUGAUCAGCCUGAAUGAAGAAGAGGACUCUGUGUGUUUGCAUUCAUCUUCUGAGGAUCUUAGCAAGAAGUGGAGGAUCUCACGAGUUGUGGAGCCCUCUGCUUCCAUGUCUAAAGAGAAGACCUUCUCGAUUGCUGCAGCCCUGCCUGCUCCUUGCUACGACUCCCUGAUGCACGAUUUGUCCAACGUGUGCCUGCAGAGUGAGGAGCGACUCCCGUUCAGCCAAAAGGAGCUCAGCGCGCUGCACAUAGCCCAGCAGCUGACGCUCCUGCAGCAGGAAGUUUUCCAAGGAUGUCAUCCAGUUAAUUUCCUGAAGUCCAGAACACAAGGAGUCAGAGACAAACUCUGCAGCCCAAACAAGAACGUGUCACAGCAUAUUCCGCCAGCAGAGGGCAGCAGUGGGCUUGUACUAGAGGGGAGCCUGUCAGACAGCUUCCUCCAGCAGCUGCUCACAUACGCUGAGAGUGUCACUAACUGGAUCUCUGCAGAGAUAGUCAUAUGUGACUCUGCAAAGCCCCAAGCUGCCUUGCUGACCAGGUAUCUAUGGAUUGGAAAGUAUUGCUAUGAAAUGAGGAACUUUGCUACAGCCAUGCAGGUUCUCGGAGGUCUGGAGAAUAUGACUGUCAGGCAAUUACCAGCUUGGAAACACCUGGCUUCCAAAGUCUAUGAGAUCCUGGAGGAGCUGCGAGCCGUUCAGGUGUUUCUGAAGAGCGAUGACCUGUGUCUGAUUGGAGCAGAGCAGAAGAGGACGAGGCCCACACUGCCGUCCGUUCACAUCCUGGCUAUGCAUGUACAGCAGCUGGAGAUCGGUGCAUUCACACUAACCACUGGGGCUUAUAAGUGGACCAAACUCAGGAACAUCGCAAAGGUUGUGAGUCAGGUCCAUGCCUUCCAGGAGGUUGUGUACCCGUACAGCCCAGACCAGGACCUUCAGGCCUACCUGCGCCGCCGGAUCGCCCGGUUCGCCACCACGGACAUCCACCUGCUGGCCGCUGACAGCGAUGCCAACUUUCAACGGUCCAGCGAGCGUCAGACACGGAGGAUCCACGACACGCUGAGGAGGGUGAAAGCUACUUUCCAGUGAAGCCUGCUUUGCCUCAUUUUAGAGAUGAACUUCAAAUCCAGGACAUUGCCCUGCGUCCAGACUUAUUACGCUGCAGUGCUGUGGAAAAGUAUUUGCUCCCUUACAGACAUCUUCUGUUUUUGCUUCCUUGUCUCAGUCACAUGUUUCAGAUGAUCAAACAAAUUCAAAUGUCAGACAGAAUUAUCUGAAAUACCAAAAACUGCUU